Molecule: messenger RNA, 7249 nt
Organism: Scophthalmus maximus (turbot)
Lineage: Eukaryota; Metazoa; Chordata; Actinopteri; Pleuronectiformes; Scophthalmidae
Gene: adcy5
Product: adenylate cyclase 5
Exons: 21
Coding region: 805-4398 (1197 amino acids)
Biological process (GO): adenylate cyclase-activating G protein-coupled receptor signaling pathway; cAMP biosynthetic process; adenylate cyclase-inhibiting G protein-coupled receptor signaling pathway
Cellular component (GO): plasma membrane
Molecular function (GO): adenylate cyclase activity
Source: RefSeq, a predicted model, not a curated record
GGAGGAGCGGCUGAGUGUUUUUAAAAAAAAACAUUUUUACAUAAAGUGUGCGAGCAUCGUGAUGAUGAUGAUGAUGACGAUGGUGGUGGUGAUGAUGAUGAUGAUGAUGAUGAUGAUGAUGAUGCUGCUGUUCGGCCAAGCGUGAGGCUCCUGCACCGCCGUGCGGCAGGGCUGCGGUGCUCGGUGGGUUCAGGUGAAUCGAGAGAGCUGCCAGCAUGAGCCUCGCCUCUCUUUCCUUCUUUCUCGCGGGAUAUAACACAGGAAGCAUGUGCGCACAUGUAACGGAUUCACUUUGAUCUCCGGGGACGACCCACGCUCCUCGGGUGUAAUGGUUCCUUCUGACCUGCAGUGCGCGCGCCGGCGCGCGCCCUCUCCACGGAUGUUGGUUAAUUGGGCCCAAUGAUGUGGAGCCGAAUCCACCUGGACCUGCUGGCCCCGCCCCCCUCGGCCAAACCGGCUCCCCUGUGACAUGUGCGCAUGUUCAAUUGUUUUUUUUUAAAAAUUUAAUUCCCAGAGCUUUUAAAAAACAACAAAAAAAACAAAAACAUCUGAUAAUUGUUUUGGAUAACCCCAUCUGGAUUUUGGAAAAAAUAUUUUUUUAAGGAGUUAUUGGUCGCCUCUUUUACGAUUGACUUUGUGGAUUGUUUCAACCAUGGGUUCUUAUGAAAGACAUUCAACGCAGCUCCUCUUUGGGACUAAGUAGUUUCCUGCACAUCGCUUGGCAGUGGAACACAACCCCCCCCCCCCCCCCUUGCAUUUUUAAUCAGCUGAAGGAAAGGCACGUUGUGUGUUGUUGCCUCCAGCAUGUCCAGACCAAACAGUGUCAGCCCACCCGGAGUCGGUGCGCCUGGGCUGAGGGGAGGGACCGAGCACAGAUCAGCUUGGGGAGAGUCUGAGUCCGUGGCCAACGGGUGCCCAUACUCAGCCAGGUCCCCGCGCAAGAAGCUCACCCGGACCAACAGCCGCUGGAGGGAGGAGGAUGACCCGGACCACCGGCAGCCUCCCGGGCGAGCCACCACCACCACCACCGCGGUCAGCAGGGUCAGCUUCAGGUCCCGGUCGGCUUGGCAGGACCAUGGCGAGGAGCACCGAGGCCGCGCGUCGCCCAAGCGCGCCGGCGACGAGGUGAGACCCAAGUCCGUGGAGCUGGGUCUGGAGGAGCGCAGAGCCAGGCCGAGGGCCGACGAGGAGCCGGCCAUGCCCGACGUCGACUUCUCCGUGGCGGCGUGCUGCACGGGCGUCGUGCGCAUUUUCAAAUCCAAGAAAUUCCAGUCGGAGAAGCUGGAGCGCCUCUACCAGCGCUACUUCUUCCGCCUGAACCAGAGCAGCCUGACCAUGCUCAUGGCCGUGCUGGUGCUGGUCUUCGCGGUCAUGCUGGGCUUCCACUGCUCCUCCGGCGCGGGCCGGCCGAGCGUCACGUACGCGGCGGUCUUCUCCGCGGCCAUCGUCCUCACGCUGGUGCUCAUGGUGGUGUGCAACCGCAACGCGUUCCACCAGGACCACAUGUGGAUCGUGUGCUACGCGGUCAUCCUGCUGGUGCUGGCGGUGCAGGUGGUCGGCGUGCUGCUCGUGCGGCCGCGCAGCGCGUCCGAGGGCAUCUGGUGGACCGUGUUCUUCAUCCAUGUCAUCUACACGCUGCUGCCCGUCCGGAUGCGCGCCGCCGUCGUCACUGGACUCGUGCUCUCCGCCAUCCACGUGGCCGUCUCCUGGACGUUGAACGGCGUGGACAGCUUUCUGUGGAAGCAGAUAGUGUCCAACGUGCUCAUCUUCUCCUGCACCAACAUCGUGGGCGUGUGCACGCAUUACCCCGCCGAGGGCUCCCAGAGGCAGGCCUUCCAGGAGACCAGGGAGUGCAUCCAAGCUCGCCUUCACUCCCAGAGGGAAAACCAGCAGCAGGAACGUCUCCUGCUGUCAGUGCUUCCCCGCCACGUUGCCAUGGAGAUGAAAGCCGACAUAAACGCCAAGCAGGAGGACAUGAUGUUUCACAAGAUCUACAUCCAGAAGCACGACAACGUCAGCAUCUUGUUCGCGGACAUCGAGGGCUUCACCAGUCUGGCCUCCCAGUGCACGGCGCAGGAGCUGGUGAUGACUCUCAACGAACUGUUCGCCCGUUUCGACAAGCUGGCAGCGGAGAACCACUGUCUGCGGAUCAAGAUCCUGGGCGACUGCUACUACUGCGUGUCGGGGCUGCCGGAGGCGAGGGCCGACCACGCCUCCUGCUGCGUGGAGAUGGGGAUGGACAUGAUAGAGGCCAUCUCGCUGGUACGGGAGGUGACGGGGGUGAAUGUGAACAUGCGGGUGGGCAUCCACAGCGGCAGGGUGCACUGCGGCGUGCUGGGACUCAGGAAGUGGCAGUUUGAUGUGUGGUCCAAUGACGUCACACUAGCCAAUCAGAUGGAAGCUGGGGGCCAAGCUGGGCGUAUUCACAUCACCAAGGCCACUCUGAACUAUCUGAACGGGGACUAUGAUGUGGAGGCAGGAUCAGGGGGAGACAGAAACGUCUACCUGAAGAAGAACAACAUAGACACCUACCUCAUCGUGGGCUGCAGUCAGAAACGGAAAGAGGAGAAGGCGAUGAUUGCCAAGAUGAGCCGGCAGCGGACCAACUCCGUCACUCACAACAGCGGCCACUGGACCGACCGGCCCUUCUACAACCACCUGGGAGGAAACCAGGUCUCCAAGGAGAUGAAGAGGAUGGGAUUCGAAGACCCCAAGGACAAGCAUUUCAAUUUCAGAAACACGCAGGAAAACCUCAACCCGGAGGACGAGGUGGACGAGUUCCUGGGCCGGGCGAUCGACGCGCGCAGCAUCGACCGCCUGCGCUCGGAACACGUCAAGAAGUUCCUGCUCACCUUCAGGGAGCCCGACCUGGAGAAAAAGUAUUCCAAACAGGUGGACUCCCGGUUCGGGGCGUACGUGGCCUGCGCCUCCCUCGUCUUUCUCUUCAUCUGCUUCAUCCAGAUGGUCAUCGUGCCGCCCUCCAGUCUGAUGAUCGGCUUCUUCACCACCUGCCUCAUUAUCCUGACGGCGGUGAUGUUCGUCUCGGCCAUUUACUGCUGUUUCGGGCUGUUCCCAGUCGCUCUGCAGAUGCUCUCGAAGAAGAUCGUCCAGUCGCGACUGAACAGCACCCUGGUGGGCGUCUUCACCAUCGUCAUCGUCUUUCUCUCUGCCUUCAUCAACAUUUUCACGUGCAGCAGCCACGACCUGCGGAGCUGCAUCCGCGCGGAGCUCAACGUGAGCCUGGACAGCGUCAACGCCUGCCACGCCCACAUCCUCAACUUCAGCCUGGACGCGCAGCGCAGCCCCUGUGCAGACGACGCCCUCAUCUGCAGCUUUCCUGAGUACUUCUCGUGCUGCGUGCUGCUCAGCCUGCUGGCCUGCUCCGUCUUCCUGCAGGUCAGCAGCCUCGGCAAGCUCUUCCUCAUGCUCUUCAUCGAGCUGCUCUACCUGCUCAUCAUGGAGGUGCCCAAAGUGAGCCUGUUCGACAACCAGGACCUGCUGGUCAUGGCCAACGCCAUCGACGUCGCCGAGAACGGAACAAGCUGCGUGGUGGACUCCAAAGUGCCCCUGAAGAUCAUGACCCCGGUGGUCAUCACCGUCUUCGUGCUCGCCCUCUACCUCCACGCCCAGCAGGUGGAGUCCACCGCCCGACUCGACUUCCUCUGGAAGCUGCAGGCCACGGAGGAGAAGGAGGAGAUGGAGGAGCUGCAGGCCUACAACCGCCGGCUGCUCCACAACAUCCUGCCCAAGGACGUGGCGGCGCACUUCCUGCAGCGCGAGCGGCGCAACGACGAGCUCUACUACCAGUCGUGCGAGUGCGUCGCCGUCAUGUUCGCCUCCAUCAGCAACUUCUCCGAGUUCUACGUGGAGCUGGAGGCCAACAGCGAGGGGGUGGAGUGUCUGCGGCUGCUCAACGAGAUCAUCGCCGACUUCGACGAGAUCAUUAGCGAGGACCAGUUCCGGCAGCUGGAGAAGAUCAAGACCAUCGGCUCCACCUACAUGGCGGCCUCCGGCCUCAACGACUCCACGUACGACAAGGUCGGCCGCACGCACAUCCGCGCCCUCGCCGACUACGCCAUGAGGAUGAUGGACCAGAUGAAGUACAUCAACGAGCACUCGUUCAACAACUUCAAGAUGAAAAUAGGUCUCAACAUUGGCCCCGUGGUUGCCGGGGUGAUCGGGGCCAGGAAGCCGCAGUACGACAUCUGGGGGAACACGGUGAACGUGGCGAGUCGCAUGGACAGCACCGGUGUACCGGAGAGGAUCCAGGUGACCACUGACCUGUACCAGGUGCUGAGCUCCUACAACUACACGCUGGAGUACAGAGGGGUGGUCACGGUCAAGGGCAAAGGAGACAUGAUGACCUAUUUCCUGACCAGCGGACCCCCCAGCAGUUAACGGCUACACUCACUGACAGAGACACAUGUGGGGGGGGGAGCAGCCUCACGGACCUCUGAGGACUGAGACCGAGCGCGGCGCAGGAUCCCUCUGGACCCCACGACGACGGAUGAGGAACCCCAUCCCAAAGCUCGGCCCUGCGGAGGAGGAGGAGCCUGACUCUGACGUCCAGACCAAAGAUGUCCAAUCAGAGCCCGACAGACAAAGACAGAUUUCCCGAAAAGGAGAUUUGAUUCGCUUCCAAUCCGCCCAGAUUAAUUUUUUUCUUUCUUUUGGGACCAAACCUCUCGGGGGGGGGGGGGGGGGGGGGAGAGACACGGGACUCUUCGUCACUUCCUCCUCCUCUUCCUCUUCUGCCUUUUCCCCUGCUGAAGUAAAACAUGUAAAACACACAGUUUUAUGUGUACGACUUGAUGUACUGUAUUGUAAAACACAACUUUGUUGUCCAUGUCGUCGUGGCGCAGGGACGGACGAUCCCUCCGGAGUGUGUGGACACUCACAGCCGGCGACCACAUCCGCCUGUGGUCACGUCGGCGACCCGCUGACCGACGGAGGAGUUGCACUAUCUUAUCGGUGACGCGUGACGGGAACACGCUGGACUACGCUCACGCUCCCCGUCACGAACUCACGGCGCGGUAUCGCCAGCGCGCACACACACACACACACACACACACACACACGCGCGGUUUCACAAACGAGAGGAUGUCAACGAAGAAGAGCUUUUUUUUCUAAUCUACUCGACAUUUUGUAUUUCGACUUUCGGAACACCGGACGAACCCCCCUAUGAGAUAUUUUAAGAUUCUAUAUUUUGUACAUUAAUAUAUUAGUAGAGAGCUCUAUCUAUAAACACCGAUUGUGUAUUCCAGAUGUACAUACUCUUUAUCACGCUCACGUUGGGAUGUCAGAGAAAAGUCCCCGCUGGCGUUUUGCCCGGACAUGCACCUGAACACCCCCUUUUUUUUUGUUUUCUUUUGUUUUUUUGUUUUUUUUUGAUCUGCAGGAAGUGAAGAAAGAAACAGAAAAAGCCAUUUUGCACCCCGGUGCAUUCAGCCGUCCACCCCCUUCCUGCACCACCACUCCCCCCCCACCCCCUCUCCUUGCUUGCUCAAUCAGAUGGUACGACCCAAUGAAUGUCCGGCGAUCUCCGAUGAGGCCUUUAACAUGAACUCUGUGCCACUGCGACGGUGACGAUGCUCAUCCUGUGGACGGGGGGGGGGGGACACGCCCAAAAUGGAAAUGUGCCCUUUUAUCUGCUGGUUCGUUUGUUUUUCUGUUUCUCAUCGGAGCAGUUUUUCUUCAGUAUUACAACACUUGUCAUGCAACAAGCCGUCUUCAACGUGGCCAUAACAUAUGUUCGUACUACGAUGUUGUUGCGUCCGCUGGUUCUGUUUGUCUCGGCCACAGAGUCGCAGAGAGUGUCGCGGUUUUAUCCGGAAGGAAGCGGUAAAUUUGAGGCGGAAGCUCAAAUGAUGAGGAUAUUAUUAUUAUUACUCAAGAUUUGUUUUAAAUUUGUCAACGCGUCUCAUGAGAAACACCAAAAUCAACAGUUACAAUCAUGUGUUACUUUCUGACUUCUCUAGCACUCAACCUUUAACAGUCAACUCUUUCAAACACUAGUGUCAGUGAACGUUACUCAAACGGGAGUAAAUGGAUCAUUUAUCUGGACUAUUUAUUUAUUUAAGACUCAUUUGUUGGAUUAUUGUACGAAGGAUUGAAUUAACCUCAAAUACACUGUAUGGAGUCUUCACUGUGCCGCUGGAAUAAUUGUAGACUUUUUAAAAGUUUUUACCCAGUCUAUUAAUAAUCUGAUCAAUUUUUUAAAUAUUUUUUUCAAAUUGGUGUCGAAAGCGAUGCCAAAAAAAUCUUUUUAGCAUUUUAAAAAAGACCAAUCAAAGCCUCAGGACAGUAGCUGGACUUUGAUUGGCCCGCUGCAAUGUGCUGGUAGACGUCUGGCCAAUCAGAGCUUAUGAAUGAGCUAUGUUUCUUCUAAUAAAAGAUCUUUAGAAUGUAUCAAUUUAUCUUAAUUAGAAAACAAACGUUUAAAUCAUAAUUCCAGUGGCACACUUCAGGUUCUAUUACUGUUUCCAUGCUUCUUUUUUUUAAGUUUUAUUUUGGACCUGUGACCUGUUCUGGGUUUUGCCCCGCCUCUCGCCCAAUGACUGCCUCCCCACCCCCCACCCCCCCACCACCAGGCCAGAUAAUCCACUAUAUGACAGAUGGAGGGUUUUCGCACAGUGAAUACUUGUUAGAGGAACAAAUUCAUAGUUGAUUUUGGUCUUUUCAUUGAACUUUGUUCACGGUAAAGAAAAACCAACCUUAUUCGUUUGAAGUGUUGAUGGUUUCUCAGAUAUCAAGAGGAACGUUGCUUUGGGCCUGUUCGACUCCUGGUCCUGAGUCUGGUCCGCUCACUCUGCUGGUGUCUGUUGGGCUCAUAAUGUGUCUGAAACAUCACCGCCGCUGCAAAGAUCCACGUGAUGCUUCCUUUGUCUCACCCGAACGCGGUGCCAUUCCGCGCCCCCACUACGUCGAGUCUUUUCUCCCCCUCACCCACUGUUGACUGUGCAGGAAUGUGCCAUUGGAAAACACCGGGCGGGAGGUUUUGUGGAGCGGAGUCACAGAUCUGAGAUGAAGGCGGAAACUUGGAACGUGACUGUGGGUGGAUGAAAAGAGCAGAAGCAGCCUUUUUCGUUUCUCCAGCUGAGAAACUCCUCGCGGUGGUUUCUGACAAGGUGAGGCAGCUUCAGAGACACAACGAAAAACCUGUGGGUCGUUUUUCAUUGUCAUGCCAAAACACUAUGCUUUCUUUUUCCUUUUUUACAGUUCAAUAAACUGCUGAGAUUCUUCACAGGUA